Molecule: messenger RNA, 1681 nt
Organism: Pelodiscus sinensis (Chinese soft-shelled turtle)
Lineage: Eukaryota; Metazoa; Chordata; Testudines; Trionychidae
Source: RefSeq, a predicted model, not a curated record
AUGAGGGCUGUGUCUGUGGAUCUGAAUAUUGAUCCUUCCCUACAAAUUGACAUCCCAGAUGCUCUGAGUGAAAAAGACAAAGUAAAGUUCACUGUACAUACUAAGACCACGCUGCCAACUUUUCAAAGCCCAGAGUUUUCAGUUACGAGGCAACAUGAAGACUUUGUGUGGCUACAUGAUACGCUUACUGAAACUGAAGAGUAUGCGGGACUUAUUAUCCCUCCAGCACCUGCAAAGCCUGACUUCGAUGGUCCCAGAGAGAAGAUGCAGAAACUCGGGGAAGGAGAAGUGUCUAUGACAAAAGAGGAAUUUGCAAAGAUGAAGCAAGAACUAGAAGCGGAAUACCUUGCUGUCUUUAAGAAGACCGUGUCCUCACAUGAAGUUUUCCUUCAGCGACUUUCUUCUCAUCCUGUGCUCAGCAAAGAUCGCAACUUCCACGUUUUCCUAGAGUAUGACCAGGAUCUAAGUGUUCGGAGAAAAAAUACAAAAGAGAUGUUUGGUGGCUUUUUAAAAAGCAUGGUGAAGAGUGCUGAUGAAGUCCUCUUUUCUGGAGUUAAGGAGGUAGAUGACUUCUUUGAGCAAGAGAAGACCUUUCUCAUAAACUACUACAACAGGAUCAAGGAUUCAUGUGCAAAAGCAGAUAAGAUGACAAGAUCACAUAAAAAUGUUGCAGAUGACUACAUCCACACAUCAGCUUGCUUGAGCAGCCUGGCUUUAGAAGAGCCCACAGUUAUUAAAAAGUACUUGUUGAAAGUUGCAGAGCUCUUUGAAAAACUCAGGAAGGUAGAGAAUCGGGUUUCGUCUGACGAAGACUUAAAGCUGUCGGAAUUGUUAAGAUACUACAUGCUCAACAUCGAAGCUGCAAAGGAUCUUCUGUACAGACGUACCCGGGCCCUUGUGGACUUUGAAAAUUCAAACAAAGCCCUGGACAAAGCUAGACUGAAAAGCAAAGAUGUCCGACUGGCAGAGGCACAUCAACAAGCCUGCUGCCAGAAGUUUGAAAAGCUUUCUGAGUCAGCAAAAGAAGAACUGAACAACUUCAAACGGAAGAGAAUAGCAGCCUUUCGGAAAAAUCUAAUUGAAAUGGCUGAACUGGAAAUCAAGCAUGCGAAGAACAAUGUCUCUCUCCUGCAAAGCUGCAUGGACUUGUUCAAGAACAACUAAGGCACCUUUCAUCUGACAGAAUGUGGGGGGAAAAAACACAUCAGUUGCACUCGACAGCCAUGGGGAAAUGUAUAUCUAGCUUGACUUCAUUAGGUUAAAAUACAUGAAGACGCUGUCUUGAGCUCUUUGGCUAAUACCUACCCAUGUUGACAUCAACAUAUGGGCUUCCCUGGUAUAAAUGAAAGCUGAAUUGCGUAUGAAUUACUUGGAUGUAGCUAACUUCCGGUUGAGUUAAUAUCAAAGUACAAGUACUAGAUUCUGGAACAUGGACCAGUUUUCUAAUGAUGGAGAAAACAGCCCCUUUUUACCAAGGAUGGCAUUGCAAUCUGUGUCUAUGUAGCCCAAACUAUCUGUGUCAAGUUCAUAUUUGGGGAGAUCUUAUGUACAACAUUCUUAAGCAGUUUUAUAAGUCCGCUUCAUAGAGAGAUUUCUACUACAAUGUAUUUUGGAUUUCUAUAACUACAUUCAGAAUUUGUACAAUCGGCAAUACAGCAAAAAUAAACGUCUCAUACUAUUA